Euleptes europaea (tarantolino) is the source of this 831-nucleotide messenger RNA. RefSeq names its product zinc finger FYVE-type containing 21 (gene ZFYVE21). Gene Ontology annotation, molecular function: metal ion binding. NCBI's taxonomy places the organism in Eukaryota, Metazoa, Chordata, Lepidosauria, Squamata, Sphaerodactylidae. The coding region runs from base 13 to 765 and encodes 250 amino acids. The transcript has 8 exons. The record is from RefSeq and is a predicted model, not a curated record.
UGUGAGGUGAAAAUGUCGGGCCGGGAGGCCCCCGAUGGCAAGAAGUUGGUCCGCUCGCCCAGCGGGCUCCGGAUGGUGCCUGAGAGUCGGGCCGCGCGGAGCCCCUUCGGCCUCGAGGAGCCGCCGUGGGUGCCCGACAAGGAGUGUCCCAGAUGCAUGCAGUGCAGUACGAAGUUUGACUUCAUAACCAGAAAGCACCACUGCAGGAGAUGCGGAAAGUGCUUUUGCGACAAAUGCUGCAGCAAAAAAGUGCCUCUUCCGCGUAUGUGCUUUGUUGACCCCGUGCGCCAGUGUGCUGAAUGCGCGCUCAUUUCUCAGAAAGAAACAGAGUUUUACGACAAGCAGCUCAAAGUGCUCAUGAAUGGUGCUACGUUUUUUGUAACUCCAGGGACAUCAGAAAAGUCUGAGACAAUGGUCUGCCGACUUUCCAACAACCAGAGAUAUCUGUUUCUGGAUGGAGACAGCCAUUAUGAAAUCGAAGUUGCACAGAUUUCAACUGUCCAGAUUCUUACAGAGGGAUUUACUCCUGGAGAAAAAGACAUUCACACUUACACCAGCCUCUGGGAAAGCGAGCACAUUACGGAAGGAGGCAAUACUCGUGCUAUAGGUAUGCUCCUUCAGUACAAGGCGCCGGGGUCAGAGGAACUCAAACAGGUGAAAUUUACUGCUGGAGAAGACUUCAAUUCUAACAAGAAACUGUCGGCAACUUGGCUAGCAGCCAUGCACAAGGCAGCAAAACUUCUUUAUGAGUCUCGGGACCAAUAACAACUUCCGAUGUGAGGGGGAAAGAUAAGCUCUAAGAAUAAACUUCUCACUAGUUCACAUGGUAAU